Molecule: messenger RNA, 2646 nt
Organism: Cylicostephanus goldi
Lineage: Eukaryota; Metazoa; Nematoda; Chromadorea; Rhabditida; Strongylidae
Source: the annotation of a GenBank genome assembly
AUGUACCAUCAUGGCAGUUCUCACGAAGAUGACAUCCCGAAUGUACGCCUAAUUGCACGAGUUAUCCCACGCACUCCGUCGCAGGAAAACUUGACGCCUGAGAGAGACUUUGCUACCACAUCGAUGGAAACAUCUGGUAAGAAACGUCAUCAUGAAGAGUCACCUAAGACGUCGAAACAAACAAAGAAGAAGCUGAAGAAGGAGGAGAAGAAGGAAAUUGCUGCUUCGAAGGGCAAGGAAUCUCCAAAGAAACGAGCUGAAGCGACAACAUCUGAAGUUACUACUAGAGUCUUAACUGAGAAGCAGCAGGGUAGUGUACCUGAGGAAGGAAAGGCAGGAUACACUUCUACGUCCAAAACUACACGAGAAUCUCCACACAAGGAUGACAGAACUUUCAAAUCUCAAGUGCAAUCCUUUAAAUCUGAAGUCGAGGGUGAUGCUUCAAAGCGCGGUUUCCUCUCCGGAGGAUGGCGCCAUGGAGGUGAAGAACAGACAGUGGAAAAAGAGCAAGUACGUCCUGAGAGCUAUGGAUUACCAUCUACAUCCUAUGGAGGCCCCCUAGAGACUACAUCCCAUCAGCGUGAUCUAGAACCUGCACCAUUAGGAGAAUAUGCUAAGCCUUACCAUCCUGGACAGUCGUGGAAGGAGAGUAAGACUGUGAAAACCUCUGCUGUCCAAGGUUCUGGUGAGCAUGGCCAUGUAAAAAGUGGACGAGGAGAAGUUUCUACUGGCCAGUUUGGAAGUGAGACUGUGAGGACUGAAGCGAUCCCAACGUUCACUACCCGGUGGGGAAAAACUACAGUUGAAACUCCAGAAGAAGAACGAAAAGUCCGCUUGAUAGCACUUGUUCGACGAAAAUCGGAGGAAGAGGAGGAGCCAGAAGUUAAGAAACCAAAGAAGGAGAAAGAUUCACCUGGACUUUUUGGCUUCUGGAAAGGAGGAAGGAAGAAAUCACGUGAAGCUCAUGUCGAACUUCCGCCGGAUGAGAGACCUGGACCAUCGGAAAUUUCCAGACCUGCUGGUCCAUUGGACACCACUAGCCGUGAGAAAGAUAUAGAAAAGACCCCUAUUCCCAAAGUGCCUCCCCCAGUUCCGUACAAACCUUCGGCGAUCUCAUCUGAAACUUCACGACGCACGGAACAGCAAACUGUUGUAAAAGAAACGGGUCCCGUGGAAUCCAUCGAUCGCCAAAAGGACUUGGAAAAGACUCCAGUAAAAGUGCCUCCACCUGUUCCGUACAAACCUUCUUCGAUAGUGACUGAAACUCCUCGACGUACACAGGAGGAAACCGUAAAAACUGUUGUGCGAGAAACAGGCCCUCUGGAUACCACUAAACCAGAAAAAGACAUGGAGAAGAUCCCCAUCCAAGUACCAACUCCUGCUGAGUAUAAACCAAUUAAGGAAGUAACCGACACCACCCGAACUACCCACCGUACUCAUCAUCUUUUUGGCAGAUGGCGCCAUGAAGGUGAAGAGGAGACGGUUGGAAAGGAUCGUGUGCGGGCUUAUGGACUACCUACUACAUCAUACGAAGGCCCUCUGGAGCACACUAAACGAAUUGGUGACCUUGAGCCGUCACCAUUGUGGGAACACACUAAAGCCUAUCAUCCUGGAGAGUCAUGGAAUGACCCUAAUUAUGGCAAAAAAUCUACUACUCAACCAGUUGCUAGCGAACGCACUAAAAAGAAAGCCGUCUCCCAUUUGAAAUCAGGCGAGAAAGGGAAAGAACCAGCUGGAACUGAUGAAGAUGAAGAACAUAGAGUUCGGCUGAUAGCUAGGGUACCCCAUAGCACAAGAGAGGAGGAGUCAUACACUGGCAGAGGAGAUGAAGAACCAAGGGAAUCGGAUAAGUCUCGCCGAGGUUUCCUCUUUGGCAGAUGGCGCCACGAAGGAGAUGAGGAAACAGUUGAUAAAGCUCGAGUCCGACCUGACACUUACCACAUAAGGACAGAUCCUUACCAGGGUCCCCUUGAGACUACUACUCGUCUAUCUGAACUUGAGCCAAAGCCGUUAUGGGACUAUGCUCAAGCAUAUCAUAGUGGUCAAUCUUGGGACGAUGGUAAGGGCCGAUCAUGGGGCACUAAGGAAACCAAGGAAGCCAAACCAUCUACCUCUACAACUGUUGUUAAAGAGUCCACGGAGAAAAAGACUGAGAAAGAACAUCCUGAAGGAAAGACAGCUACGCUGAAACUGAAGAAAUCGUCUUCUGCUGAAAGCGAGGAGGAGACCAGAAAGGUCCGACUGAUAGCGCGUGUUGUGCACAGAGACACAUCGGAAGACGAAGCGUCGAGAUCAAGUAAGGAUAAAGAAUCGUCUGGACUGUUUGGUUUCUUCAAAGGAGGAAAAAAUAAGCGACACGAGAAAGGAGAGGCUGUGGAAGAGAUUCAACCACAUGCUGAGAAAUAUACCGGUCCCUUGGACACUGUUGACCGCCAGAAGGACAUCGAUAAACUUCCAUUCAAAGCACCACCUCCUGUGCCAUACAAACCGAAAUCGGUUGGUGCUGAGCAUGAACAGCAUGCAUAUAAGCCCUCUACUCAUGUCACAGAGACAACUCAUCGACCACAACUGUUUGGUCGUUGGCGACAUGAAGGUGAUGAAGAGACCGUUGAGAAAGAUAAAGUACGAACUGAAACUUAUGGCCUA